AUGAUCCUGAUUCCAGGCGCCAAGAAGAAGCUCUGCGACAACAAAUUGAUGCUGAUUACCAAGCACCGUAUCACCAACUCGCAUCUUUCACUCGACUUGAUUCAACGCUCCCAACUGCUGCUUGCCUUGACCGUUUACCGCAACACAAGCUUCACACAACUAUUUUGUCAGUUCGGUUUUCCCCAAUGUCUCAUACCUGACAAUGCCAAGACACUCACUCAAGGGAAAUUCCGAGAAGUUGCUAACGAAGGACAAGUGCCAAUUCAUCCUAUUGAGCCUCAUCAUCCUAAUCAAGCACUUACAGAGGACACAAUUUGGAAAGGAAGUCGACUUUACCGUCGAUUCAUGCAUGCAAGGAAUAUCCCUAUUGCGUUCUGCGAUCAAGUUUUAUGUAUGCUUUUGAGAUUUGCAGUCACAUGGCAUUGGGACUUGCAAUACAAGAAGGAGAAUGGGGAGCCACAAUUGUUUCUGGCAACACUAAAGAUAUCUCUCACCUGGUUGAUUUUGCUAUUUGGGAUUGGUGUUGGUGCCUUUCUCCUAAUCGCUCAUCCAAGGAUGGGAAACAACUAUGCCGUUGGCUUGGUCCAAGUUUUACUAUUGGAGCAGCUCUUUGUUUUGCUGUUGCUAUUGCCAAUGGACAGGUACUACAACAAUUGUCAGUGA
Messenger RNA from Cylindrotheca closterium, 663 nucleotides. The record is from the annotation of a GenBank genome assembly. Lineage: Eukaryota; Bacillariophyta; Bacillariophyceae; Bacillariales; Bacillariaceae.